GUACAUGACAGCGCCAUCUAAUGCCUCGGAGGAGCGGCAAAGCGAAGCAGAGCAUGUAUUUCCGGUGACGUAGCGGAAGUAGGAAGUCUACUUGAGAGCAUCUGGAAGGUAUUUAACUGAAUUGUAGCCCGCUAUGGACGUUUUGAGGCCAGCGCUCAUUAACAUCAAUGGGAGGAUUUACCGAAAAAAUGCUGUUAAAGAAGAACAUCAUGAAGAUGAAGAGGAGGAAGCUUUCUCAUACUCUGGACCAGUCAGUGACCAGUGCAUGGAUGAAUCCUGUGACACGAGUAACAUUGAGCAGACAGACAAGGGCUUUCGCUGUGCCAUAGACGUCCCGAGUGUUCUUUACAAGUACAUCAUUGGAAAGAAAGGCGAGACACGGAGACGACUGGAAGCAGAGACUAAAACUACGAUCAGCAUUCCCAAGCAAGGAGUAGAGGCACCGAUAGUGAUCACAGGCUCUCAUAAGGCAGCAGUAGCGUCAGCUGUAACACGUGUCGAGGUUUUGAUCGAGAGCUUCCGCAGGAAACAGCCAUUCACUCACUUCCUGUCCUUCGCUCUGAACCACCCACAGAUUCAGGAAGGGUUUAAACGCUUUAAAGAGGAAGUUUUGGAUCACUGCUCUCAGGAUAUGGGAGUGGAUGUGAGCAUCUUUCAAAAUCAAGUGAAGCUGCACCUCACCAUAGGAACCCUUGCCCUCCUAAAUGAACAGGAAGUGAUGCGGGCGUCUGAGCUUCUCACACAAUGUCAAAGUUUCAUCAGGGACAUAACAGAAGGAAAGCCUUUACCUCUGGAGGUAAAAGGAAUAGAGUACAUGAAUGAUGAUCCCUCCAUGGUGGACGUCCUGUAUGCUAAAAUAUGUGUUCUGGAUGGCUCUGACAAACUGCAGCAGAUUGCAGACAGGCUGGUGGAGUGUUUUGUAGCAGCAGGACUGAUGGUGAAAGAGUGGGACAGAGUGAAACUUCACGCUACUGUCAUGAACACAUUGUUCAGGAAGGAUCCCUCAGCGGAGGAUAAAGGUGGUGCAGGAAGGCCCAGUAUGAAAGAUCGAGAAGCUUUUGAUGCCAGGAACAUUUUGGAGGUUUCUCCUUUAUAACAUCAGAAGGCUCCAGCCUUUUCUAUCCACGGAGGCCACACAGGUGCUUGUCCCUUGUCAUCACGAGAUUGGACUACUGCAACUCGUUCCUGGCAGGUCUGCCCCUGAGUGCCAACUGAAGUGAAGUGAAGUGACGUGACGUGUGGCCAAGUAUGGUGACCCAUACUCGGAAUUUGUGCUCUGCAUUUAACCCAUCCAAGUGCACACACACGCACACCGUGAACACACACCUUUUUUGCUUCGGCGCCCGGGGAGCAGUUGGGGGUUCAGUGCCUUGCUCAAGGGUCUCACCUCAGUCGUGGUAUUGAGGGUGGAAGAGAGCACCUACAAUCCCUACCAGACCUGAGACUCGAACCCGUGACCUUCGGGUUACAAGUCUGACUCUCUUACCAUUAGGCCACAACUGCCCCCACUAACCCUUGCAACUGAUCCAGAAUGCAACUACAUGAUGUAUUUUCAACCUUCUUACAACUCUGGAAAAGGGGGU
Molecule: messenger RNA, 1583 nt
Organism: Pangasianodon hypophthalmus (striped catfish)
Lineage: Eukaryota; Metazoa; Chordata; Actinopteri; Siluriformes; Pangasiidae
Gene: ascc1
Product: activating signal cointegrator 1 complex subunit 1
Exons: 10
Coding region: 134-1096 (320 amino acids)
Biological process (GO): regulation of DNA-templated transcription; DNA alkylation repair
Cellular component (GO): nucleus
Molecular function (GO): RNA binding
Source: RefSeq, a predicted model, not a curated record